AUGAGCUGGCAACUAUUGGGUAGAAUUAAACUAACCUAUUCUAUGAUGAUAAAAAAUUAAAUUGGAUAAACAAGAGAAGUACUCAAGGAUAUUGAAGGAUUUGAACAUAACUAUAGUUCCCCAAGGGUGGAUUAUAUUGACACUUCUGAAUUACCUCCCGAUAUAGUUUUGAAAUCAGGAGACGAUAUAUUUUCUCAUCAUAUAAUGAUAUUGGGAGAUAUCAAUUAAUUUGUGAGGCAAUCAUUAACCAUGUUUUGCAUGUAGAGUCGUAAAAAUAGUAGUGAGGAUUUCAACGAAGAGUUGAUAUCUCCAAUUAAAAGCAAACUUUGUUUAGAUUUAGCCAUAAAGAGAAUUCAAGAAAAAAAUGGAUUGCACAUAGUCAAGUUUCUUAUGCAUGAUAUGACGAUCUAGAAUUAUGGUCCAAUCAUUAAUGUUUACUUUCUCUAAACUUCCAAUUACAUACUUAUAUUUAAUAUCGAUCAGAAUGACUUUUAAGAUUAGAAGGAACUGGACAUGAUAGAAACUGUCAAGUAGAAGGCUUCGACUGUGAAGAACAUCUACGUUGUGUAUUUCACAGAAUCUGAUGUCUAGAAUCAAAGAAUACCUAACAAAUAUUAUUGCAAUCGAUGGAAUAUAAGUGUGAUUCUUUCAUAAACCAAGUCAUUAAUUAAUGAACAAAUACUUUAUAAUUUAUGUAUUAAUACAUUCCUUUUUAAUUGUUUGUUUUAUCCUUUUAUAUUAAAAUUCAAAAUGCAACCAACAGAUUCCAAGACUUUUAAGCCACUUAAGCAAAUUGAUAAAAACUAGAGAGGAUAUGGUUUAAGAUAAAUUGCCCAAAUGACUCUUGGUUCAGGCAAUAUGUUGUUGGCAGUCGAAUUGCCAAAAGGAGAAGAUUUGAAUGAAUGGUUGGCUGUCAAUACAAUCGAAUUUUAUAAUGAGAUAUCAAUUCUGUAUGGAACACUAGUAGAAUUCUGUACUCCUGAGCUUUGCCCAGUUAUGUCAGCAGGCCCAAAAUAUGAAUAUUUAUGGGCAGAUGGAUAGAACGUCAGAACUCCCCUUAAAGUUUCUGCCUCGGAAUACAUUGACUAUUUAAUGACUUGGGUAGAGAACUAACUUAAUAAUGAUUCCUUGUUUCCAUGUUAAAUUGGAAUUCCAUUUCCUAAUACAUUUUUAUCUGUUGUCAAGGUUAUUUUUAAGAGAUUAUUCAGAGUUUAUGCUCAUAUUUAUCACUCCCAUUUUUAGCAUAUUAUGGCACUUGAAUUGGAAUAUCAUUUGAACACUUGUUUCAAACAUUUCAUUUAUUUCAUAGAUGAGUUCAAAUUAGUUGAGAGUAAAGAACUUGCACCAUUAGCAGAGUUGAUACAACAAUUUAAAGCAAGAAAGGAGAAUCCUACAAUGAAUCAGGGUAUGUGAUAGUUAGUUCACUUAAUUAAUAGUAUAAUUAUAAUUUAUAUUUAUAAUGCGUAAUAAUUUCGAAUG
Molecule: messenger RNA, 1479 nt
Organism: Paramecium tetraurelia
Lineage: Eukaryota; Ciliophora; Oligohymenophorea; Peniculida; Parameciidae
Exons: 8
Biological process (GO): positive regulation of protein phosphorylation; signal transduction
Cellular component (GO): cytoplasm; nucleus
Molecular function (GO): protein kinase activator activity
Source: RefSeq, a predicted model, not a curated record